AUGGUGUUUGAGGAGUAUCAGUUCGCAAGCUACUAUCGUGGCACUGGCCCGUCCUUCAACGCUUAUCGUGACAUUCAAGAUAUCUUUCACACCCCGAAAGACGUCGAUAGCAUUGCUCAGCUGCCAGCCGAGAUUUUACUGCUCAUCGACUCUGGCUACUCUUGCACGACAGUCACGCCUAUUCUCAAAGGGCGGCCACUACAGUCUGCAAUUCGAAGGCUCGAUGUUGGUGGAAAGCUUCUAACAAAUUAUCUCACCCGACUAUUAUCUCUGCGCCAUUAUGAUAUGCGCAACGACACAUACAUUGUGAAUGAGAUGAAAGAGUCCGCUUGCUACGUUGCCCUGGACUUCAAAGGGGAUCUCGAGAAAACUUGGAAAGGAACUCGAGGCGAGAGACGGGAUGACUACGUCAGCGGCGGUGGUAUUGCCAAAGACUACGUGCUGCCAGACUUUCAUGCCCGGCCUAUGGGUAUUGUCCGUGAUUACGACCCGAUGGCAACCUCUCGCGCGCGGAAACUUGCUGCUGCCGCGUCAAACGAAGACAUUCUCACGCUACGCAAUGAGCGUUUCACUGUUCCCGAGCUUCUAUUCAACCCGUCGGACAUCGGUAUGCAGCAACCCGGUCUGGCCGAUUUGGUGAUGCAAUCACUUUCUGUCCUUCCAAUUGGCCUGUGGCCUGGUCUUCUUGCCAACGUUGUGGUGGUGGGCGGCAACUCGCUUUUCGAAGGCUUUAUUCAACGUCUCAAACAAGAGAUUGUCCUGCGUGUUCCGGAUGACUGUGUCGUUAGGGUGGCACGGCCAGCGGACCCAAUCACCAGCACCUGGUCCGGCGCAGCAAACUUUUCCAAGCAUGAGCAUGUGCAUCGCCUGGCUGUGACAAAACAAGAGUAUGAAGAGCACGGGGCUCAAGUUAUUGCACGCAAAUUUGCAGUUGGGUUAGGCGCAGACUAA
Molecule: messenger RNA, 951 nt
Organism: Phaeoacremonium minimum UCRPA7
Lineage: Eukaryota; Fungi; Ascomycota; Sordariomycetes; Togniniales; Togniniaceae
Product: putative actin-like protein arp-6 protein
Exons: 2
Coding region: 1-951 (316 amino acids)
Cellular component (GO): Swr1 complex
Molecular function (GO): nucleosome binding
Source: RefSeq, a predicted model, not a curated record